This is a messenger RNA of Pelecanus crispus (Dalmatian pelican), 2166 nucleotides long. Lineage: Eukaryota; Metazoa; Chordata; Aves; Pelecaniformes; Pelecanidae. The record is from RefSeq and is a predicted model, not a curated record.
AAAAUCAUAUUACAGAGCAUACAGCUGAAAGUUAUAUGCUGCAAUGGCAGCGAGGACAUAUAUCAAAUUACCAGUAUCUUCUUCAUCUCAACAAUCUGGCUGAUAGAAGCUGCAAUGAUCUCUCCCAAUAUCCUGUGUUUCCCUGGAUCAUAGCAGACUACUCUAGUUCAGUAUUAGAUCUGACAAAGCCUGAAACAUUCCGUGACCUUAGUAAACCAAUUGGUGCCCUGAAUAGGGAAAGGCUGGAUAGAUUAUUGACACGUUAUCAGGAAAUGCCAGAGCCUAAGUUCAUGUAUGGGAGCCAUUAUUCAUCUCCGGGUUAUGUUUUGUUUUAUCUCGUUAGAGUUGCUCCAGAAUACAUGCUCUGUCUGCAGAAUGGAAAGUUUGAUCAUGCUGACAGAAUGUUCAACAGUCUUGCAGAAACCUGGAAAAACUGUUUGGAUGGUGCAACAGAUUUCAAAGAGUUGAUUCCAGAAUUUUAUGAAAAAGAUUCUAGUUUUCUAGUAAACAGUUUGAAGUUGGACUUGGGAAAAAGGCAGGGUGGAAAGAUGGUUGAAGAUGUAGAGCUUCCCCCUUGGGCAUCAGGUCCUGAUGACUUUCUUCAGAAGAGCCAAGAGGCUUUAGAAAGCCAGUAUGUAUCAGAACAUCUUCACGAAUGGAUUGACAUAAUAUUUGGCUACAAGCAGAAAGGAAGUGAAGCAGUUGCAGCUCACAAUGUGUUUCACCCAUUAACUUAUGAAGGAGGAGUGGAUCUAAACAGUAUUAUGGACCCCAAUGAAAAAGUAGCUCUGCUGACACAAAUCUUGGAGUUUGGACAGACACCAAAACAGUUGUUUACAAUUCCUCAUCCCCGAAGGAUAAUACCGAAGUUGAAAAGUUUGUCUCGAACAUCUAGUCACAGUGUUUCCAUAACUGAGUCUCCAGUUUCUCCAAAUGAAGAAUCAUUUGAAGAUUUGACAGAAGAAACUAUAAGACUUGCUUGGAACAAUAUUGCCAAACUAAAAUUAGAUGACCAAUAUAAAAUUCACAAAGAGGCAAUUACUGGAAUAGCAGUCACUUGCAAUGGGUCUUCUGUUUUCACUACAUCCCAGGAUUCAACUUUGAAGAUGUUUUCCAAAGAAUCAAAAACAAUCCAGAGAAGUGUGUCCUUUUCAAACAUGGCUUUGUCAUCUUGUAUAAUCUUACCAGGAGAUACCACUGUCAUAAGUUCUUCAUGGGACAAUCAUAUAUAUUUUUAUUCAAUUGCAUUUGGAAGACAGCAAGAUAUCUUAAUGGGACACGAUGAUGCAGUCAGUAAGAUCUGUUGGCGUGACGGGCGUUUAUAUUCUGCAUCUUGGGAUUCCACUGUGAAGGUGUGGCACUGUGUUCCUGGAGAGACCUUGAGCAAUAAAAAACACCACUUUGAAUUGCUUGCGGAGUUAGAACACGAUGUUAGUGUGAAUACAAUCGACCUUAAUGCUGCAAAUACUAUACUAGCAUCUGGAACCAAAGAGGGUACCAUUAGUGUUUGGGAUGUUACUACAGCAACAGUGUUGCACCAGUUGCCGUGUCAUUCUGGGACUGUGUUUGAUGCUGCUUUUAGUCCUGACAGCAGACAUCUACUCAGCACAGGAGAGGACUGUUGUUUUAAAGUAAUAGAUGUACAAACCGGAAUGCUUAUAUCUUCUGUAAUGGCUGAUGAGCCACAGAGGUGCUUCAGAUGGGAUGGAAAUACCAUCUUAUCAGGAAGUCAGUCUGGUGAAUUACUCAUUUGGGACCUUCUUGGAGGAAAAGUUACUGAAAGAAUCAAAGGACAUACAGGUGCUGUAACGUCCAUGUGGAUGAAUGAACAGUGCAACAGUGUUAUUACAGGAGGGGAAGACAAACAAAUCAUAUUCUGGAAGCUGCAAUACUAAGUGCCUUUCCCUCCAGAUAUUUAAAUGAACUCUUAUUUUAAACCGGACCUUUUAAAGGAACUUAAACUGUGUGCAAUGAUGGCUGCUGAAGUUCAACCAGAUAGGAAGCUUUGUUCAACUACAACUUUCAAUGAUAUGGUGACUUCACUAAGAGCUCUUAAUUUCCAUAGUGUAUGCAUUUGUUUUUCAUGGACUAUCAUACUGAAAAUGCUUGUCUAAAAUGAUAUCUGAGAUGAAAUUAAAGACCUAUUUUUCUGUAAUUAAAGAGCUC